AAUCUCCACAUGUUAUAAAAAAUACUUUUUAUAAAUAAAUAAUUCCAACAAAUAUGUUAAUGAGACGGGGACUCAAUUAUUUGCAUCGAUGUACAGGAUCCAUUUUAAAUGAUUCCCUGUUGGGAGUAAAAAACUCACAGAAUAAAGUUGGUGGAGGAAAAAAACUAUCAGCACAUUACAGUCAAGAUCAUCCGCAAGUUAAAAAUCCGAGGAAAGAAUUAUUGCCAGUUAAUAAGUAUCUGCAGAGAACGCACACUUGUGGAGAACUUGGAGUUGAAGAUGUUGGAGAGACAGUAAAUUUGUGCGGAUGGAUGGAGUAUCAGCGAAUGGGAAAAUUUAUUACCUUAAGAGAUUCCUAUGGAACUAUCCAGUUGUUGAUUCCUGAUGAUAAACAAUCUUUGAUUAAAGCUGUACAGCAAUCAAACUUCGAAAGUGUUAUUUCAGUAACAGGAAAAGUAACACCAAGGCCAGCAGGACAAGAAAAUAAAAAAAUGAAGACUGGUAGCAUAGAAAUUAUUGUCGAGUCUCUUGAUAUUUUAAAUAACGCGGUGCCACAGCUUCCUUUUUACAUUAGAAAGCACAAUGUACCGAAGGAAAUGCUGCAGAUGCAGUACAGAUACUUGUCACUGAGAUUUCCCUCGAUGCAAAGAAAUCUACGACUGAGAUCUCAGUUUAUCCAUAAAUUGCGCGGAUACCUGAUAGAUCACUGCGGGUUUGUGGAUGUAGAAACUCCUACUCUCUUCAGACGGACCCCUGGUGGAGCUCAAGAGUUUGUGGUGCCGACUAGAGAGCCAGGAAAAUUUUAUUCACUCGUCCAGAGUCCUCAGCAAUUCAAGCAGUUGCUGAUGGUCGGAGGGAUUGAUAGGUAUUUUCAAAUCGCUAGAUGUUAUAGGGAUGAAGGCGCUAGACCUGAUCGUCAGCCAGAGUUCACUCAACUGGAUAUAGAAAUGUCAUUUGUUGAUCGGCAAGGUAUUAUUAGUUUAGUCGAAGAUCUUUUAUGUCAUUGUUGGCCCAAAGACUUUGCUGAGUUGAUUCCUCCUUUUAGACACUUCACUUACGAACAAGUGAUGGAACUUUUUGGAACAGACCAACCGGAUCUCCGGCUUCCUUAUCGUAUAUUUAAUGUACCUAAAUCCGAAGAUGAUGAGGAUAAUGAAAUUUACGCACUACCCAUAGCAGCGGGAGCGGAACAUUUAACAGCUGCAGUGAAAGCCCAACUGAGUGAUAUCAGAGAUAAAAAUUUUAAAGACGUUAAAUUAAUGCAAAUUAAAAUCCAAGAUGAUUCAUGGCGGGAGAAGGUUGAAAAGUUCGGCAUAAAUAUUUAUGGUAUGACUCAACAACUGAGUGUCAAUAAAACUGACGCUUUAUUUUUAGCCUCUGGUAGUAAAAAUAAUGCUAGAAAACUUCUCGGUAAAAUAAAUGUUGAGUUUGCAAAUGUUAUCGAAUCAAAAGGACUUACAAUAAGAACUCAGGAUUAUAAAUUCCUGUGGAUUGUUGACUUUCCUUUGUUUGAAAAAGGAGAGGACGGAAGUAUCGCUUCGACUCAUCAUCCGUUCACUGCACCUCAUCCUGAUGACGUCAAAUAUUUGGAGACUGAUCCAUUGAAGGUACGAGGACUGCAUUACGAUCUAGUGUUGAAUGGAUCCGAAAUAGCUGGUGGUUCCAUUAGAAUCCACAAUUCGGAGCUACAGGAACAAGUACUCAAGAUGUUGAAUAUCGGUACUUCAGAAAUGAAACACUUGUUGGAAGCAUUAGCUAGCGGAGCUCCUCCACACGGAGGGAUUGCCUUUGGAAUGGACCGUUUGAUAUCAAUUCUAUGCAAGUCACCGAGCAUCAGAAACGUAAUUGCCUUCCCCAAGACCAUGGAAGGCCGGGACCUGAUGUCUGGAGCACCUGCUGAUAUAUCAGAAGAUGAAAAAAUAUUGUAUCACUUAUCGACACCAAAAAAUUAAGAUUAAAGAUAUUGUUGACUAGUAAUUAAGGUGUAAAAAACGGUUUGUAUUUUAUUUAAUCAAUUAGCUUGCUGGUUUAAUUACAAAAAAAGUUAUAAUUACAGUAUUGUUAUAAUUUACCAAGAUUUUUAAAUCAUCGUCAUGAUCAUUUAUUAUAAUUAUUUUUUCACAAUUUAUAAAUCAUUUAAUGAUAUAAUUUUUUUACAAUAAAUUACGUCAAUAAAACUAUCAAUCCCUAAUUAUUAAUUUUUUUUUUUUUUUUUUUAAUUUUGAGAACGUCUGGAGCAAACGUAACUCAUGCCUAGUGUCCUUAAAUUAUUACAAUUAUUAUUAUUAAUUAAUUUAUUUAUUUAUCAUGAAAACGUGCGAUAAAAAAAGAUGGAUAAAUAAAAUAUUUUAUUUGAUUUCAGCAAAUAUGGAUGAAUUUAGUUUAAUUAAUUAAUUAAAAGCCGAUAAAACGGAACUUAUCGACUUAUGGUGAGACUCAUUUACAUUUUAUUUUAUUUAUCAAUUUUUUUUAAUAUCUUAAUGAACUUUAAUUGAAGCGUGGGUGCUUAUAAAUGUUACUCUUAUCAUCUAUUUAUAUUUUAAUAUAAAAAUUCCAUCGUCUGAAAGUAUAAAAAAAAGGAAAUGUUUUUUUAAUUAUUAAUAUUUUUUUUUGACAGUGACAAUAAAAAAGGACAAGUACGUAAAUAAAAUACAUUAAUGUCUCUAAAUCUAUAUUUAUAUAUACAUAUAUAUUUUUAUAUAUAUAUAAAUAUUGUAUGUGUGUUUCAAAUGCUACGACACAGCUUAUCUAGAUGGAUAAAUUAAUAAUGAACAAUGGAAGAUUAAUUUUAUUAUUACAUAGAUUAUAAUAGUUGUCAGUGUCCGACUUUAUAAUUAAUGUUUAUUAUCAAUUACCAUAAUAAUAAAUUAAUAAUAUUACAAAAAAAAAAGUUCAUUCACAUUUGAAAAUACCGUUCACUAUUACAACCACAUUUAAGCAUUUUUGAUUCUACAAAGUUUAUAAUUUCUCGUUGUGCGGACGGAGAAGGGGCGCGUGUAUCACUAAAUACAUAUCGAACCGCGCUUAAUUAAUUCUUUUGACACUUAACAUUUUUUUUUCCUUUAAGGUAAAAGACCUAGUACACGAUCACUUCAUGUAUUUGUGUAUCUAUAUGUACUGAAUUGUACUAAAUAUAAAUAUACAAGUACAUGAAGUGAUCGGGUACUGGGUCUCUUACUUUAAUUGUUUUUUUUUUUUUGUCUAAAGUAAGAGACCCAGUACCCGAUCCCUUCAUGUAUGUAUAUCUAUAUGUACUGAAUUUUACUAAAUAUAGAUAUACAAGUUCAUGAAGUAAUCAGGUACUAGUUCCCUGAUCAGGUACCGGGUCACACCCUAGAAGAAAAAUAAAAAAAAGAUUAAGGUAAGAACUCAGUAUCUGAUCGGAGAACUAGUACUCAAUUAGGGAACUAGUACCUGCUCAUUCAUAUAUUUAUAUAUUUAUAUUUACUAAGUUUAACUGAAUAUAAAUAUACAAAUAUAUGAAACUAUCAGGUACUAGUUCCCUAAUCGAGUACUAGGUCUCUUACCUUAUAUAAAUAAUUUUAUAACUCAAAAUUUUCACAUGCUACUCUUGCGCUAUCGACUUAUUUACGUUUAUUUCCACUCUUUUGAGUGGAUCCAAUAAAAGUAGUUGAUUGAUAAUUAGUAAUUAUUAUUAAUAUUAAUAUUAUUAUUAUAAUUAUUGAUAUACUAUAAAAUGUAUGCGCUGUUGGUUAUUAAAUCUAAAGAUAAUUUUGUAUCGUGAUAAUCAGCCGGAAAUCACAGAAUAACUGAAUUGACGUAAUGAUGAUCCAAUCAGUUGUUUAUUUUAAAUUUAAAUCUUUAAAAAUUUUUUUUUUUGUUAAUGCUAUUAUCUUUCACAGCGUCAAUUUUUAUUUAAUAUAAUUAAUAUAUAUAUUUACAUGUUGUACGGCAGUUAAAUUCAAUGAAAUUACAGACAAAUAUUAUAUAUAUAUAUAUAUAUUUAUACCUAAAUCAUUUAAAAUUUAUAAUUUCGUCAAUAUGAUAAUUUUGUUACACAUAUAAUAUAUAUAUUUUAUAGACUCCCGACACUUGGAUUUAGUUGCGCAAACUAUCUAUUAAUCGAAGACAAACAGUUUGAUUAAUAUCAAUUGCGAUUACAUUAUUAUUAUAUUCAUAAUUAAUAUUAUCAUUACUAUUAAUAUUAAUUAUUUUUUUUUGUUUAUUAUAUUUUAUAAAAAAUACUAUAUUACAUCGAGUUGUACAUCUAUACUCGUAUCGUUAAAUCACAAACGCUUGCGCCUUUCUCACACAUGCAUCCUUACAAUUACAUCCACAUUUAAUGUUAUGCAAUAUAAAGAUAGUUAUAUAUAUAUACUUAUAUUUAUCCGCGUAGAUUUAAUGCAGAAUAAAUGAGUUGUUGAGAGGAAACGUUAAGACGAUAGAGAAUGAGAAAGGGAACGUUUGUUAUACAUAUUUAUCGUAAUUAUAUAUGAAUAAUAAAAGGAGUGCCGUAUUUACAUAAACAAAAGGGUCACAGGGUUUUUUUUUUUUUCUUUUCAAAUUUUUUUUGCGCGCGUUCAGCCAAGCGACUCAUCAAUUAUCUCAUUUUAUUUAUUGCCCGUAUCCAGACAAUUAAAUAGCUUUUGCACGGAAAUGGAAGUUCUGUUAACGAAAAAUAUUAUUCCGGCGGUUAUUUAUCUAAGCAAAUAAAGUGACAAAUCGGUUGGUUGAUUUCGAACGACAAUUAUCUAAAUUAACAUUUUAAAUUGUUGAUAUACAAUUAUUUUUUUUUUAAAUCUUUUUUGUAGCCGUAAUGACAAGCACAGGUACACAGGAACAUAACUAUGUACACGGAUACAAAACGUGAAUACUAACGGUAUUUAUAUUUGUUAAAGUUCAGUAAUAAUGUGACCGAAGAUAACUAACAUAUACGCAUUAUUAUUUAAAUAGUAUUAGUGUUGGUGAGUGUCGAUGUCAAUGACGGAGAUAACAAAUGUCUCUAAAUUAAAAAAAAAAUAUAUAUAUAUAUAAAUAUAAAUUUAUAUAAUAUUGUAAUGCAAUAAAAUGUUAUAAAUAUAGGCGGCGCAUUGUCGAUCACGUUUCGGCGCGUGUGCUCUUAAUUACACGCAAUGUUUCUUACACUAUUUAAUAUAAAAAAAAAGAAAUAAUAAAUGAAAUUAUAUUACUCUUGAACCUCGGUAUCCUCGUGCGUUAAUCAGAUGACGAUAAAAUAAUAACAUAUUUGUAAAAAAAUUAAUCUUGUAGUUGUUAUAUAAACAGUAAUUGUCAAUAAAUUUAAAUCCUUAAUUAUUCACAACAAUUAUUCGCACUUGAUGUACCGAUGAGAUCGUGUUGUACUCAUGUAUUUAUAAAAUAAAAAAUAAUAACAGUUAUUAUUUAAAAAAAAAAAAAAAAAAAAAAAAAAAAAAAAAAUUGUAAACUCUUACGCAGUGUCUUCGACAGUUGGCAACCAGAAUGCCAUGUUGGUGCAUGCGGACGCGAGCAUCAUGUACUUUGGAUUAAACUGAAUGCACUGAACGGGGGCUGGGUGGUCACCAUUCAGUACGCAGACCUUGUAACCAGUGUCGGCAUUCCACACGUGGACCCGACCGUCUGUUGAUCCGCUGAAGACAAACUGGGAGUCAGGACUGAAGCUCGCCUCGAUGGCGAUUCCUUUGUUGUUGAGGUAACCCGCGAAUGUCUGCAGAGGCGUACCGUGAAAUGCGUCGAUCAGACGGAUGAUGCUGCCGUUUGUUGAAAUCAAAAUAGUUUUGCCGUCCCGGCUGAACUUCAAGCCUGUCCAGUCGCACUCUUUUUCCUGGGUCAGUUUGAAGGUGACGAAAGGUCCCUUGUCAAAACUACGAAGAUCGUAGAGUUUUAUACACUCGGAGUUAACACCCGCGGCAAAGAUGAGGCCCUCGGGAUCAUAGGCAGCUACUGGUCGGCCGGAGACAUUCAUCACUCCAUGACAGUUGGGCGACCUCAGGUCCCAAAGUCUCAGUGUCUUGUCGAGCGAACCCGAGAGAAAGGUGUCCUCGACGGGGCUUAUGCACAGUGACACGACUUUCUUGGUGUGACCGGGAAAAUAUCUUAUGUAUUUAUUGUCGUGUAGACUGAGGUAGCGGAUUGUGUCAUCGACCUUGGUGCUACUGUGUAUCGCAGUGUUCUUGGCGUGAGUAAAGUGUAUAAGAUCGACUCCAUAUUUUUUCGAAUUAACUGUGCGCAUUUGCGUACCUUUUUCGCAGUCGUAAAUCACUAUUUGAUCGUCUUCGGAGCAUGAUAUCAAUGUGUCACCACUCUGGGAAAAAUCGAUGCUGUUUAUGCGGUCCGAAUUCUCACGAAAUAUCUUGGCAACUUUGAAGCUCCUCACCACGUGGUCGACGAGCUUCAUGGCUAGCUCUUGUUGUUGUUGUUGUUUUUGUUACGAUUAUUAUUAUUAGGACCGAUGAUCAAACAAAUAAAAGAUGUCCCUUGAGUCGAAAACAACUACUAUUAUUAUUAUACUGAAACUAUACUUAUGAUUAUUGUAUUGUCUUGAUGUCGUUGUCGCAGCAGCCACCGACGCCGCGAUUAUUGUCCUUCCUCGUUAGUUUCCUCACCCUCUCUUUCUCUCGUUCCUUCCUUCCUCGUUUCUAAAAUAUAUGUAUUUAUAUAUAUGUGUACAUGUAUAGGUAUGUAUAUAUUUAAUAUAUGUCUGUAUAUAUAUGAUGAUGUCUCCCUCUUCUGUCCAAUUUUAUUCUCCAAAGAUUUAAUUGUCGUUGACGAUUGAAUUUUAUACGAUGACGCUUAGAUGAUUGUAUUGAGCAUCCGUAAUAAAUAAGUGUGGCGUCGGCACAGCCUGACGUCUUAAAUUAAUAACAAUUUAUAUUUAUUUAAAUUUAAAAAAAACUUGAUAUUGUGAGCGGUUGUUGUGUGAAAAGGGUUGACGAAGAAUAAAAAAAAAAAGUCCCGGGCAAAUGAUGAUCGCACACUGUCGUUGUUACAAAAGAACGCCGGUAAUCUUAUGAUCUAUUACCGCCAAUUUGAAACAAAACCACUGGGCCCACCAGCUGGCAAAUUGUCACGACAAAUGUCGAAUAAAAUCCCGACAAUUUGUUAUUUUUCACGUCAAAUAGAUGCUCUCUUACCGCAAAACGAGUCUCUUCUGAUGUAAAAAUCCAUCGACAAAACCCAUGCACGAUGGUAGUCACUAAUCCUUGCACGACAAUAGUGCCAACUGUUACUUUACUCUCUGUUGGAGAUUUUAUUAUCAUUAUUAUUUUGCUUAUACGUCUACUUCCACGUCGACGCCCGCCAUUAUUUGUGUCCCCGGACACGAGGUCCAUCAUCUACGGCGACGUCAGCGGGAAAUAUUUGUUUGACAUAACAAAAUAAAUAUAUAAGACACUGAAAAUAAGACACAGGGCAGAGGUACCGUUUUUGGUCAGUUUUUGACACGGAAAAUUUAAAUAAAAUAAAUUUUUAAACACGCAAUUAAUGAUACUUGACAUUUUUAAUAGGAGAGGAGGAGUUUCAUAAUCCAUCCCGAUCGUAUUUGUAAUUUUUGUACAAGCCCAGUAUUUUUGGAGCAAUCAGAUUUUGGUCUUUCAUGUUUAUUCCAAGCCACUUAGUAAUGAGUGAGUGUAGCAGACAUCAGACAAAUUUAAAAUUAUAAAUGAAUAGAGUAAAUAAUUAAAAAACUAAAAUUAUAAAAAAAUGCACUUAUUAAUCUCAAAAUUUUUUAAAUGCGCAUUUUUUAAAAAUUUUAUUUGAAUAAUUAUUCACUCUCCCUGAUUAAACAACUGAAUUCGAUCGAAUUGAACAGAAUUAAAUUUUUAAUUCAGAUAAAUUCUGUUAAUUCGGUACGUAACUUAAAAAUGAGUUCUGUCUAAUUCGGCAGGAAAACCAGAAUUUAUCCAAAUUAAAACGAAUUUAAAUAAUUUUAUUCGGUUUAAUUCUGAUUAAUUCGAAAAUAAUUCUCCAAUUUAUGGUUCUGAAUCCGAAUUAAAACGAAUUUGAAAUUUUUAAAUCGGUUUUAUUCUGUUUAAUUCAAAUUCAAAUUUUCAAUUCAGUUCAAUUCUGUUUUGCAGAAUUCAACAGAAUAUUACAGAAUUAAAAUUUUUAAUUCGGUCAAAUUCAGUUGUUCAAUCAGGGCUGCUUGAACAACUGAAUAAAAAUGAAACAAUUAUUUUAUAGGUAGAAAAAUAAAUUAAAAAAUUGCGCAACUUUAAUUUAUUAUCCAAAUUUUUAUUUCUUCACAUUUUACAGUUCGUUGUCGGCGGAUACAUGUAUAUUUUAAUGUAAUGUAUUAAAAAAUUUGUUGUUAAAAUUACAUUUAUUGUUUUGUUUAAAUAAAACAGUUGUACCUUUUAAUCAAGCGCUAUCAAAUAUAAUUGAGCAUCGAAUUAAACUUGUUUUUUCAUCAAUUCCAUCUAGUUGUAAGUAUCUCGUAUCACAAAAAGCUCAAGAAAAUGAUCAAUGAUCAUACAUUUUUAACACUAGCAGUCAGCAGAUUUAUAUAUUUUUUUUUUUUGCUCAUUGCAUUUUUAUUGUGCUGCAGAUAGAGUGAGGCGUGAAAAUCCAAGCUGAUUAUUAUUUCAUUGUAAAAAAAUACACCUUUCAGCUAAUUGACAUAAAUAAUGCAAUAAAACUGCACUUUACUCACAUACUACUUUUGUUAUUAAAUCAAUAAAUUUUAAAUUGCAUUAUCUUAUGUACAAAUUUGAUACAGCUCUCUACUAAAUAAUAAAUAAAUAAAUAAUUUAAUAGUUUGAGUAUACAGUCCAUCGAUUUGGAUUUUCCACUCGCAAAAUCACUUUCGUACUUAGCAAAAAUUUUAAAUCGUUUCAUUCUAUAACUUAACAAUUAGUUUAACUUCUUACGUUUCCUCAAUUUUAUUUAAUUAAAUUCUAUAUUUUUUUUUU
Microplitis mediator is the source of this 8867-nucleotide messenger RNA. It is a transcript of the gene AspRS-m, whose product is annotated as aspartate--tRNA ligase, mitochondrial. Gene Ontology annotation, molecular function: ATP binding; aspartate-tRNA ligase activity; nucleic acid binding. Bases 54 to 1952 code for a protein of 632 amino acids. The transcript has 9 exons. Gene Ontology annotation, biological process: aspartyl-tRNA aminoacylation. Gene Ontology annotation, cellular component: mitochondrion; cytoplasm. Lineage: Eukaryota; Metazoa; Arthropoda; Insecta; Hymenoptera; Braconidae. The record is from RefSeq and is a predicted model, not a curated record.